CAAAUAAAACUUCCGGAUAAUUUGCCCUUAAAUAAAUGAAGUGAGAAAAUCGCCAGAAAAACGAUUAAUCAACUUUUGAGUGAGAUGGAAUCAGAGAAAGCGACGAAUGAGACCCUAGUCUCAGAAGAAGAUGUUGAGGAAGAAGUGGGAGUUGAUGAAAUUGGAGUAUCGAAAUCGACAUCGUUGGAUCAGAAGGAGAUUCUGAGAGUUUUGGAGGUCGUGGAGAGAGACUCGGUGGCGAUCGCCGACAGCUUCACCUCUCUCUUCGCUUCCCUACGCUUGGCUCUCGCCGAGGUAACAAGCACUUCAGUUGACCAUAUGCAAUGCUUCAGUGAUGCUGCAGGCCGACUUCAAGAAUGUGCACUUGAUGCAGCAACAAAAGGGAAUCACUAUAUAAAUUCCUGUCUCAGAUUAAAUGAGGAAAUAAAAGGCAUGGAUAGUCUAGCCACACAACUAAAAAUUCUGAGGAAGAACGUAGAUACUUUGGACUCGGCUGUGAAUAGGCUCCUCCGUCUUCCAUGAUGGUGAUAUUCUUGACACUGAUUUUGUCAGUUGCAAAGAUUGCUUCUUCAAAUUUCUUUGUACCUGUGAUGUGCUAGUUUACUUGAUUAUUUUUUUAAUGAUUGUUUCGGUGUGGUUGAUAUUACCUCUAUACUAAUAUAUGAAGGCUAUUGGUGUUCUGUGGAUUUUGUUCCAUGCCAAUAUUAUCCUCAAAUUGUCCAUUUA
Camellia sinensis is the source of this 726-nucleotide messenger RNA. RefSeq lists its product as uncharacterized. Lineage: Eukaryota; Viridiplantae; Streptophyta; Magnoliopsida; Ericales; Theaceae. The record is from RefSeq and is a predicted model, not a curated record.